Molecule: messenger RNA, 1536 nt
Organism: Neodiprion fabricii
Lineage: Eukaryota; Metazoa; Arthropoda; Insecta; Hymenoptera; Diprionidae
Gene: Tom40
Product: mitochondrial import receptor subunit TOM40 homolog 1
Exons: 6
Coding region: 222-1226 (334 amino acids)
Biological process (GO): protein import into mitochondrial matrix
Cellular component (GO): mitochondrial outer membrane; mitochondrial outer membrane translocase complex
Molecular function (GO): transmembrane protein transporter activity
Source: RefSeq, a predicted model, not a curated record
UCACGGUUGAACACGCUGACUUCAGACUUGUGUAACCGCAAUCACGGUGGAAACAGGGUCGGGCAAAGUUUCGCCACGUUCAUUCCUGUGUGAAUAGUGCGAUUCGUUACGGGUUCGGUUGAUUCCCAGCUUCAGGCCGAGUGAUCGAGGGACAUUGUCAGCGUGCGUCAGCCGGCCUAACUCUCGAGGACUACGGUGGAAAUUUGAGCAACGAGGUGAAGAUGGGUAACGUUCUCGCAGCAUCAGCGCCGCCCCCGCCCCCGUCACCGCUCUCGAGUCCGCUGCCGGGUUUUGCAAAGCAGGACCCGGUGACCGGGACUUACUCCGCGGUUUCCCCGGCCUCCGAGUCCGAGGAAAAAUUGGAGAACCCCGGAACCAUCGAAGACCUCCACAAGACGUGCAAAGAUAUCUUCCCGGUAAACUUUGAGGGCGCCAAGCUGAUGGUCAACAAAGGCCUGAGCAAUCAUUUCCAUGUCUCACACACAAUCAAUAUGAGCUCGGGUCCACAGUCCGGAUACAGAUUUGGGGCAACAUAUGUCGGGACUAAACAGAUUUCUCCCACAGAGGCGUACCCCGUUCUGCUGGGGGACAUUGACCCAAGUGGCAAUCUAAACUCAAACGUAAUUCACCAGUUUAGUCAGAGAAUAAGAGGCAAACUGGCAACGCAGGUACAGCAGAACAAAUUCACAGCAGCACAGAUGACAUCUGAUUACCGAGGCGAUACAUAUACUGUUUCGUUAACCCUUGGUAACCCGGACAUUAUCUCUGGAGCUGGUGUCCUCGUAACGCAUUACCUGCAAAGCAUCACGCCGUCGUUAGCAUUGGGUGGUGAACUUGCUUACCAGCGAGGUCCUGGAAUCCCUGGCGGACACAUAGCGGUUCUUUCUGCUGCUGGAAGGUACACAAAUGGCGAAUCCACGAUCAGCGGUAGUCUUGGUUUAGCAGGGUGUCACCUAUGUUUCCAUCAAAAAGCUAGUCAACAGCUGCAAGUUGGGGUUGAACUGGAGGUAAAUUCGAGAAUGCAGGAGUCCAUAGCCACUAUUGCUUACCAAAUUGACCUGCCCAAAGCAGAUCUAGUCUUCAGAGGAAGCGUCGAUUCGAAUUGGACGGUGGGUGCGGUACUGGAGAAGAAAUUGCAGCCAUUACCAUUCUCGUUUGCGUUGAGCGGGAUGCUCAAUCACAAUAAGCACCAAUUCAGACUGGGAUGUGGUCUGAUUAUUGGUUAAGAGUAAUUAUUGGCCAAUAACUUGUUUACCUUGAUGAUUAGCCCAAUUUAAGCAUAUACACAAACACACAGACACAGGCGCGCAGUCAACGAUGAAUUGUGCAGAAAGGAAUUUGACCGACGAACCAGUUAACUCUGCUCCCCAUCCGACAUGACACCCGAAACACAUACACGACACACCCAUGUAACUAACAGUGGCCAUAUCAUUUUUAUUUUCGCCAGCUGCAUUCGUCAUCUUACAAUUAUUACCUGUUGUGAAUACAUCCAUGUGACUCGACCGUGUUGAUACUUAUUAAAGAAUUAUACGAGGA